This is a messenger RNA of Geosmithia morbida, 1233 nucleotides long. RefSeq names its product FAD binding domain. The transcript is spliced from 2 exons. The coding region runs from base 1 to 1233 and encodes 410 amino acids. The record is from RefSeq and is a predicted model, not a curated record. Gene Ontology annotation, molecular function: FAD binding. NCBI's taxonomy places the organism in Eukaryota, Fungi, Ascomycota, Sordariomycetes, Hypocreales, Bionectriaceae.
AUGACGCCACCUUCCGAUCCCGUCAUCAUCAUCGGGGCAGGCGUCGUCGGCCUCGCUCUUGCCCACGGAUUGGCAAAUGCUGGCAUCCCGUUUGAAAUCUACGAGCGAGAUGAAGACGCCGACUCACGACCCCAGGGCUGGGCCAUUACUCUACUUUGGGGGCUCACAUUUCUUCGUCGUCUACUCCGACAAGACUCUCUUGACGCUGUGGAUGGUGCUCAGGUCGACAUGGACAUAGCUCGGAACGACACGGGCAACUUUCUCUUUCUAAAUUUGGCCACGCUUGAGACCAAGUUCCGCAUCCCGCCCAGUGACCGUCGUCGCGUCGGCCGCCAGCGUUUCCGCAAAGCACUCCUCUCUGAUACACGAAUCCGAGAUCAUAUGCAUUGGGGUAAGAACCUUUCGGGGAUCGACACGUUGGAGAACGGCAGCGUGAGUGCCCGGUUCCAUGACGGCAGCGCCGCCAAAGGUGCUGUCAUCGUGGGUGCCGAAGGAGCCAGUUCGCCUACUAGGCGGUUCCUCGUACCCGACAAUCACCACAAUCGAAGUCUCAACGUCAAACUUAUCGGAGCCGCAGUCGAUAUGACGCCGGAGCAGGCCAGACCUUUGAGAGAGAUCGACCCGCUGCUCUUCCAAGGCUGCCACCCCGAUACCGAUAGCUUCCUGUGGGUCUCGACAAUCGACACGCCCGAGACUAACGGGAGCAUCGGAUCCGACAACGAGUACUACAAGAUGCAGCUUAUAAUCUCGUGGCCCGUCAAGGUGCCACCAGAUGCAAUGGUGCCCUCGACAGCGGCGGGUUGCAUAGAGGAGAUGAAGCGCCGCGCUGCUGGAUUCCAUCCGAAGCUUCUUGGUGCCAUCGAUCUUGUAUCGGAGAAGUCCAACCCGUCGGAGAUUGAGCUGAAGGAUUGGCCAUGCCACCCCUGGGACAACCACGACGGCUCUGUGACACUGGUGGGCGAUGCAGCCCACGCGAUGACCAUGUUCCGCGGCGAGGCUGCAAACCAUGGCAUAAUGGAUGCGUACCACCUGGCACAAGCGCUGCAGGACAUAUAUGAAGGCCGAGCAAGCCGCAAGGAUGCUAUAGACGCUUACGAGUCUGAGAUGCGAGAGCGGACAAGAGUGGCCGUUGAAUGGAGCAGGGAGGCCUGUAUCGGUGCGCACGACUAUCACGGGCUAAAUGAGAAGUCAGCAGUUCUACGGAGGAGAGCAAUCAAGAUGCCGGUCGACUAG